AUGGAUUUGUAUAAGCUAUACACAGCCGUCACCAGCCGUCGCUCCAAUAGCGCACCCCAAGACCGCGAUGAUGCGCCGCAACCGCAGCUGCAGCACAACCCCGGCGAGGCCUCGGCAACGGAACUCGAACAGCUCCCGCGCGCGCCCGCAGCGACGCAUUUCACAACUAACGGCGACGAAAUCAGCAUCAAGCCGCGCAAGCUCGACAGACUCACAAAACUCAGCGCCCUCGUCAACGUGGCCGGCCUCAGCCGCAGUCGCGGUCGCAGCCCAGCAUCCCGGUCCCGCACCGCCCGCGGCGCGCAGCACGGCCAGGAGAGUACGCUCCUCGAUCGCUUCUUCGCCCUCCCACCCGAGCUGCAGUUCACGGUGCUCUCCUACCUCGACUUUGGUGACUUGGAACGUCUGCGCCGGACCUGCCACGUCUUCCGCGCCAGCAUCACGCCCCAAGUCGUCCGCUCGCUGCUGCAUCCGAACUUUAACCACCACAUGCACUUGACCUGCCGCAUCUGCCUCACGCAGUCGCGGGAUCACAGCGGCACGACGCUCCUCUGCACCGACAAGUCUGACGCCCGCUGGCCGCUGUCCAGCCGAUGCAUCAACUGCGUCUGGGACCAAAAGGGCUUCGAUGUUGGGAAAAAGUACCUCCUGGGCAACCAUUCGGCCGCAUUUGUCUGCCGCUGGUGCGGAUACCCCAUCGCCGCGCACCCGGCGUGGAACCAGCCGGAAUUCCAUAAGCGGUGUUUUAAGCGCUACACGCAGGUCGUCUUCUUGUAUUAUCUUACGGGGGUGGCCCAGUGGCUUGUCGUCUUGAUCGCCUCGGGCAUGUGCUGGCGCUACUUUCCAUCACGCGCUAUGUGGGUGGCAGGUGUAGUUUCGGCCGGGUUCGUUGUGACUGUGUGGAACUAUUGUCUCUGUGCCAUUCGCGGUACCUUGAUGCGCACGUACCAUUUUGCCUUGGUUUUGGAAGCCCUCAUUUUUGCCUCGUGGUUCCCGCCACUCCUGAAGCUCUAUCGUAUCAACAGCCAGCGGACACCGUACCGCGCCAUGAACUCGUACGAGAUGGCCAUGGUCGUCUUUAUCCUGUUCAAUCUCAUCUGUCGCGGCAUCAAUAUUAUCGGCAACGCCAUUCUCCUGUGCGAGUACAAGCUGUGGCGCCACAAGAAGCCGGACAUGUCGCCGGCCCGUCGCACCUGGAUCCGCACCAUAGAGCUGUUUAUUUUCUUUGUCGAGCCGCAGUCGGUCGAGCAUGAAUAUCCAGCCAAGUGGUGGUUCACCAGGCGCAGGGUGCCGGCACCCGAACAGGAUGACUGGCCGGAAAUCGUGGGCAUCACGGCACCGGAGCACCAGCGGCAGCACCAUCAAUACGAGUUGUAUCUGCAGCAGCUGGAACAUUUGCAUGACCUGCAACAUCUGAACCAGCAGCAGCAGCAGCAUCUGAACCAACACCACCACCAGCAACAGCACGGUGCUGGACCCUUUGAGCUCGGCGCUGGUCACAAUAUCGUGCCAGCACCGUAA
Molecule: messenger RNA, 1521 nt
Organism: Cordyceps militaris CM01
Lineage: Eukaryota; Fungi; Ascomycota; Sordariomycetes; Hypocreales; Cordycipitaceae
Product: Cyclin-like F-box
Exons: 2
Coding region: 1-1521 (506 amino acids)
Molecular function (GO): protein binding
Source: RefSeq, a predicted model, not a curated record